Messenger RNA from Gamsiella multidivaricata, 2022 nucleotides. RefSeq names its product kinase-like domain-containing protein. The record is from RefSeq and is a predicted model, not a curated record. NCBI's taxonomy places the organism in Eukaryota, Fungi, Mortierellomycota, Mortierellomycetes, Mortierellales, Mortierellaceae. Gene Ontology annotation, molecular function: ATP binding; protein binding; protein kinase activity. The coding region runs from base 133 to 1782 and encodes 549 amino acids. The transcript is spliced from 10 exons. Gene Ontology annotation, biological process: protein phosphorylation.
ACCUCGUCCUUAGCCUCAGGCACAGGCAUUAGCUCUCUUGAUUACUUCUCCAUCCUUCAGCUACCUGAUCCAAUAACACAACAGCAUCAACACUAGCAACCCAAUUGAGCAGAGCACUCACCUCAUAGCAUCAUGCCGAAAGACCGAAGAAUCAAUCGCCAUCCUCGCUACUACACUCCCCGUAUCUGGGGAUCAUUCGAGUACGAACACAACGGCAGGACUCAGACCAUUGAGUUCACCAAGGAAGGCAAUGAGCACGGCUCAGGUAGCCGCGGCUAUGUCUUUGGCUUUCGACCCGACUGCGAUGUCAUCUUGCCAGGCGGCAACUCUGUCAACGAUCGGCAUUUUGUUGUCUAUAGAGAACUGGAGUCGGGCAUAGAGUGCGUCCGAUUGAGAGACACAAGCCCGUGCGGGACACUUGUGAACGAUGUUGUCAUUGGAAUGGGCUGUACGACUCGACUCGAACAUGGUGACAGGAUCACCUAUGUUAGUGAGAAGCCGAAAACUGGCCCGACGAAAGGCAAGAAACUCAACGGCGUAGUUUACACAUUUAUACAAGGCGAACGUGGCCAGGACAUGACAUUUGACAGUCAAUUUGACAUGGCGCGAGCGUCUUUGGGGAUCGGAAACACCGCGUCUGUCUUCAAGGCGACGGAAAAGACAACGGGCACUGUGUACGCCGUCAAGGUCGUCAAGGACAUGGAUGCUGUGAAUGUGAAGGUUGCGCUCAGUCUGGAGCGCGAGAUAGGGACGCUUAUGAGUAUCGACCACCCGAAUCUCCUCCGGAUAUACAAAGUGUUUAGUGAGGAGCGCAGAUGCUGCGUGGUGAUGCAGCUGGCGGAGGGGGGCGAGCUCUUUGACGCUGUCAAAGACAGAGGGAGGUUCUCAGAGCCUCUGGCAAGACACGUUUUCCGUCAGCUCCUGAAUGGAGUCAAGUACAUGCAUGACAGGGGAAUCGUACAUCGUGAUUUGAAGCUGGAGAACAUCCUUAUCACUGACAGGGGAGCCAUGACGGUGACGAUUUCCGACUUCGGCUUAGCGAACAUCGUGAACAGAGGUCGCCUCCUAUCAACUGUAUGUGGAACCCCGAUGUAUGUGGCGCCCGAGGUCCUUCGUAGAAGUCAUUACGGAAAGCCCGUGGAUAUGUGGAGUCUCGGCGUUGUAUAUUAUAUCAUGCUAUGCGGGUUCCCUCCGUUCAGUGACGACCUUGUACCGCCCAGCUUGAAACAUCAAAUUCUCAACAACCUUUAUACGUUCCCUUCGCCAUACUGGGACGACAUCAGUGACGAGGCAGUUGACUUAGUUCAGGCCCUGUUGUGCGACGAGCCGGGGAAACGCAUCACUGUAGAUGAUUCUCUCGCCCAUGAGUGGAUGCAGCUGUCGGAAUCGCAAGGCUCGAAGCCCAUACAAGCCAGAACUGGCGAUAUGCCAAAGGUCGAGACCAUGGUGAAGAGGAUCCAGAACGAGCACCUCUUUCGAACAAGAGCACGCUCUCGCACCCAAUCCGUGCAAUCAUCUACAUCCAUGGGCUCAAACCGAUCAUUCACAACCAUUGCUCUCAAUAAUCUAUCUUCGAGUUCGAUGAAGUCUCGGCCUGCCACACCAAGAGCGGUGUUGAGUUCGACAGGAAGUUCUGAUGCUACCAUGUCCACACCCACGCUUACCUGCCACAGCAGCAGCACUGCUGGCAAUGAAGUCCCUCGCAACGAGCCUCGGAGUGCUGCGUCGUCAUCAUCCUCGUCCACGGAAACGCUGGUGUCUUCAGAGACAGAACAGAAGUAGAUGGUAAGCAAGACGACAGACCGCAUUGGUCCCUAUCUAUCAUCUCUCUCCCCUUCUGAGAAAUUUCGCAAUCAGCCCUCUAGCAGACAUUAGUCCAAGUGUAUACAACCUGGAUUUUCUUCGUUUUCCGGUUAGCAUAGCUUGCCUAAUGUGUAUAUCUUGUGUUUCAAAAAGCAGAACAUCUGUGGCACCUUGCUGUGCACAUUGCAACUCCAAGUUAAUAAAGUGCACAAACCCCCC